This is a messenger RNA of Anastrepha ludens (Mexican fruit fly), 585 nucleotides long. It is a transcript of the gene RpS23, whose product is annotated as 40S ribosomal protein S23. The transcript is spliced from 3 exons. The record is from RefSeq and is a predicted model, not a curated record. Gene Ontology annotation, biological process: translation. Lineage: Eukaryota; Metazoa; Arthropoda; Insecta; Diptera; Tephritidae. The coding region runs from base 81 to 512 and encodes 143 amino acids. Gene Ontology annotation, molecular function: structural constituent of ribosome. Gene Ontology annotation, cellular component: cytosolic small ribosomal subunit; ribosome.
CUCAAAUUUGAAAGAUGUAUACGAUCCGAACAACAGCUCGUUCUUUUAUUUCCGCCAUUGCUUGAGAAAGUUUGGAAAUUAUGGGCAAGCCAAGAGGUCUCCGCACAGCGAGAAAGCAUGUGAACCAUCGUCGUGAUCAGCGUUGGGCUGACAAAGACUACAAAAAAGCCCAUUUGGGAACCAGAUGGAAGGCCAAUCCUUUUGGAGGAGCGUCUCAUGCUAAAGGCAUCGUUCUUGAAAAAGUUGGCGUUGAGGCUAAGCAGCCUAAUUCUGCUAUCCGUAAGUGUGUAAGAGUGCAGCUCAUCAAAAAUGGCAAGAAAAUCACCGCAUUCGUCCCACGUGACGGUAGCUUGAACUACAUUGAAGAAAACGAUGAAGUCUUGGUCGCUGGUUUCGGUCGUAAAGGUCACGCCGUGGGUGAUAUUCCCGGUGUACGUUUCAAGGUAGUUAAGGUUGCGAACGUUUCAUUGCUUGCCUUGUACAAGGAGAAGAAAGAACGCCCAAGGUCGUAAAUGUUCACUUGAAUGUAAUAUAUUCGCUUAUAGUUUCUAUAAAAAACAAAAUAUAAAUUCAUACAAAAACACA